Molecule: messenger RNA, 1222 nt
Organism: Tilletiopsis washingtonensis
Lineage: Eukaryota; Fungi; Basidiomycota; Exobasidiomycetes; Entylomatales
Exons: 3
Source: RefSeq, a predicted model, not a curated record
GCCGCGCCGGGCCGCUGGCGGGCCCGCCGCGUGCCCGCCUCGGCGAGCUGUGGCACGGCAUCGAGCAGGAGGCGCAGCAGAAGAACAUCGCGUGGCACGAGUGGGGCUGCUUCGCCGUGAGUGGGCUCCAGCGGCGAGCAGGGUGAGCCGGGUGGCUGGUGCAUGGAGCAGCCCAGCCAGCGCUGCCUCCACACGCCGCACGCUGAGCACGCUGGCAUCCUCACUGCUGCUGCCACAGCCCCAAGCUCACACCGUGCCGCCCACAGACGGCCACGCUGCUCACCCUCAACGCCUCGGCGCCGCUCGCCGACUUCCACCGCCACAGCGUGCCGGCCGCGCUGCCGCUGGCCGAGCGCCUGGUGCGCGCGCAGCUCAUGCGCGAGACGGGCCUCAAGUGCAUCGGCUUCAUCGGCAUUCCGAAGGUGAGCGUAAGCAGUUGGCGGCAGAGUAUUGGUGCGGCGGCGGCAGGCGGCAGCUGUGUGCGCCGGGUGGUGACGGCAGGCAGGGCUUCGCCACGGCGCCAGGCACAGGACGCUGCAGCAGCAGGCGUCGACCGUUUGCCUCUCUGCAGCUGCAGCAGCGCGCCUCGAGCUGCUCUCCGCUUGCUGACACGAGCGCACAGGUCAUCAACAACCUCGCAGCGCUGCGUGCGGCCGUCGAUGAGGACGCCGAGCUCGCCGAGGCGCUGCCGACGGCGCCGCGCCGCAAAGUGACGUCCGACAGCCUGCCGCGCGUGCAGGCGGCCGCCGAGGCGCUGUGGGACGACAUCUACACGCCGCACAGCGCCAAGCUCGUCAAGAUCCUCGGCAAGUCGCACCCCGACCUGCCCGUCUUCAUCAUCGACGGCGAGUAUGGCCCGCUCUUCUCGCCGCCCGCCUCGUUUGCCGCGGCGCCGGAGCAGGAGCCGGCGUGGGAGGUGGGCCGCCUGCGCACCAGCCUCGUCGCCGUCGCGGCGCUGCGGGCGCAGGGCGGCGUGGGCCCGCAGGUGACGAGCCACAUCUGGGGCCUGCUCAAGGCCGCGCCGGCCGCGCACGGCGCCGGCCAGCAGUGGCUCUGCACCGAGGAGGGCGCGCUGUGGGUCGUGCGCACCGUCGAUAAGAUCUGCCAGGCCGUCGAGCAGGUGCCCGAGGACGACGGGCCCGCGGCGCGCGAGAGCAAGCUGUAGCAGACAGACUGUGCAAUACACCGCUGAGAACACGCCACAACGCUCGUCGGCGGCAAG